This is a messenger RNA of Olea europaea var. sylvestris, 1393 nucleotides long. RefSeq names its product E3 ubiquitin-protein ligase SINAT3-like. The transcript is spliced from 2 exons. Lineage: Eukaryota; Viridiplantae; Streptophyta; Magnoliopsida; Lamiales; Oleaceae. The record is from RefSeq and is a predicted model, not a curated record. Gene Ontology annotation, molecular function: ubiquitin protein ligase activity; protein binding; zinc ion binding. Gene Ontology annotation, biological process: multicellular organism development; ubiquitin-dependent protein catabolic process. Gene Ontology annotation, cellular component: cytoplasm. The coding region runs from base 268 to 1065 and encodes 265 amino acids.
AAUAUAUUAUUAUUUUUUUUUUUAUAGAAUACAUCGCACACUUUUGGUGAGAUUUUCCUUUAGUCUCUCUUUCACGAAAUACCGCAUUUUCUCAUUCAUUUUGGACUUGGGCUAGCUAUAAUAUUUUUUUGAGGAUGUCUGUCCAAGUUUCUGGAUGGAACAAAAGCGCAUAUUCCUUUCAAUUUGUGAAUUAGCAGAGUAACUGCAUAAUCCUUAAGAAGAAGUGCUCAUUGCUUCGAUUAUUGUUGUUGUGCAUUUGUUUCAUUAAUGAGAUUCAGGAGUCGUUUAACAUCAUGUUCUGUUUUUAAACUGCAGUGCCACAAUGGGCAUACACUCUGUUCCACGUGUAAAGCAAGGGUUCACAACCGAUGUCCUACUUGUAGACAAGAACUUGGUGAUAUAAGAUGUUUAGUGCUAGAAAAGGUGGCUGAAUCACUUGAAAUUCCUUGCAAGUUUCGCUCCUUAGGAUGCCCUGGAAUCUUCCCUUAUUACAGUAAGUUGAAACACGAGGCAGUUUGUAAUUUUAGGCCUUACAACUGCCCAUAUGCUGGAUCGGAGUGCUCUGUUGCCGGGGAUAUUCAGUACCUGGUUGAUCACUUGAAAGAUGAUCACAAGGUGGACAUGCAUACUGGGAGCACAUUUAAUCACCGCUAUGUUAAAUCAAAUCCUCGGGAUGUAGAGAAUGCCACUUGGAUGCUGACUGUUUUCAAUUGUUUUGGUCAGUAUUUUUGUCUUCAUUUCGAAGCAUUUCAACUGGGCACAGCUCCUGUUUACAUGGCUUUCCUCCGAUUCAUGGGAGAUGAGAUAGAGGCUCGAAACUAUAGUUACAGCUUGGAAGUUGGUGGAAAUGGUCGGAAACUUAUAUGGGAAGGCACCCCCCGGAGCAUCAGGGAUAGUCACAUAGAAGUUCGAGACAGCCAUGAUGGCCUUAUUAUUCAAAGUAACAUGGCACUUUUUUUCUCAGGAGGAGACAAGAAAGAGCUUAAGCUUCGUGUAACAGGACGAAUAUGGAAGGAACAGACAAACCCAGAUGGUGGAGCGUGCAUUCCCAAUCUCCGCAGUUAAGACCGUUCGAGUAUAUCAACAUUCUGGAAAAUGCGUACAUGUCUCUGGUCGAUUUUUUGGAUCAUUUACAAGCUUACCCUUCCGCUUUUGCUUAUAUUGUAAGAUCAACGCCUUGUACCGUGGAAGCUGGUGUCACUUUAUGCUUGUAUCUUUAACUUGCUACCCUUUUACACAAGCGGUCAUCCUCUCGAGCAAUAUGUAGAGGCAGGUUUAUGCUGUAUUCAGUCCUACUAUUUUCUUUAUUUUGAAAGUGUUAAUUAUUCCAAACUUCAAUAUGUAUCAGUGUGUGAUAUUCGUUGCAAACAAAAUCAAAAGUAAAUUCAGCUUC